AUGUUUUUGUCCGACAAAUCAACUGGAUUCCGAUUUUUAAUCGACACAGGUGCCGAAGCCUCCGUCAUUCCACCAACAACUAUCCAAGAAAAGAAUUGCACUGCCUCUAAACUCAAACUAUUUGCAGCAAAUGGAACUACUAUUUCAACUUUUGGCGAAAAACUUCUUAUCUUGGACUUAAACCUUCGAAGAGUGUUCCGGUGGCCAUUCAUAAUAGCAUCUGUAUCCCACCCCAUCAUUGGAGCCGAUUUUCUUAAAACCUUCGGUUUGCUGGUCGAUAUGAAAAAUAACUGCCUCAUCGACACGAACACUGGAAGGAAGAUUUCAGUUCAAAUGAUAGCCUCGUCUGAAGGAAAAAUCACUCCUCUUGCUGAAGACUCUCCUUACAAAGAACUUUUGAUGGAGUUUCCCGAAAUUACUCGAGUGGAAGCAAAGGCUAAAAUGAAACAUCAAGUGGAACACCGUAUUGAAAUGACUGGACCUCCGGUAUUUUCAAGGGCAAGAAGACUUCCCCUUCGACUCACUGAAGGGAAAGUACUGCGUACCAUGCCAAAUUGCAUACCAAUUUAG
Molecule: messenger RNA, 570 nt
Organism: Argiope bruennichi
Lineage: Eukaryota; Metazoa; Arthropoda; Arachnida; Araneae; Araneidae
Exons: 1
Coding region: 1-570 (189 amino acids)
Biological process (GO): proteolysis
Molecular function (GO): aspartic-type endopeptidase activity
Source: RefSeq, a predicted model, not a curated record